AAUGCAACACUGGCUGUUCUUUAGACAGACACGUCAUAACCGCUACGCAUGACAAACAAUUUUUGACAUAAAUCAAACCGUUCUCCUCGUCUGCCUAUAAAAAAAGUGAAAAUACGAAUUAUUUUCACAUAUGUAUUUAUUAUAAUUAAAACAAAUGUGCGUGCAUUAACUUUUAUAGGAAAAACAAUUAAAUCAAGCUAUACACCAAUAAUAUAUAUAAUAAGUAAAUUAAUACCAACCACCAACGUAUUGUAGCCAAAAUAAAAUGGGUGGUGUAUUAAGUUACUUUCGCGGUCUGCUCGGCUCACGCGAAAUGCGCAUACUGAUAUUGGGGCUGGAUGGCGCUGGCAAAACGACUAUACUUUAUCGACUGCAAGUUGGUGAAGUGGUCACAACAAUACCGACUAUCGGUUUCAAUGUCGAACAGGUUACAUACAAGAAUUUAAAAUUCCAGGUAUGGGAUUUGGGUGGUCAGACAAGUAUAAGGCCGUAUUGGCGUUGUUAUUAUAGUAACACAGAUGCUAUAAUCUAUGUAGUGGAUUCUGCAGAUCGAGAUCGGAUAGGCAUAUCUAAAGAUGAACUGCUGUACAUGUUGCGAGAAGAAGAACUUGCCGGCGCCAUACUUGUUGUGCUCGCCAACAAACAGGAUAUGGAAGGUUGUAUGACCGUGGCGGAAGUACAUCAUGCGCUCGGUUUGGAAAAUUUAAAAAAUCGAACUUUCCAAAUAUUCAAAACAUCGGCGACCAAAGGUGAAGGCUUAGAUCAAGCGAUGGAUUGGCUUUCCAAUACAUUGCAAAGUCGUAAAUAGUGCAACUAGAAAUAUAGAAAAAAACUCCUUGUCCCAUACCAACUUUACCCAAAAAAAAAGUUCUUUAAACUAUUUUAUUUGUUCUUAAUUUUAAGUAAUUACUAUAUGCAUUUUGUAUACAUACAUAUAAAACAAACACGUAAAUGAAAUCAAGUAAAUUGUUGGUAGGCAGCACAUAAGGCAAUUGCAAGUGUAUAUUAAUAAGAAAACGUAUUGAUAGAAAAGAAACACUACUAUGAUGUGACUUCACAACGGCGCUCCCUAACGAUAUGAACGAUUAACAACAUUAAUCUAUAAUAAUACGGGCUUUCAAAAAUCAAAAAAAAAAGUAAUUUCUGAAGCAAACUUUUACUAAAGUUUUGAAAGUCACACAGUUGUAUUAGUUGACUUUGCCAAAAACAAAUUUAAAAUCAAAAUUAAGAGCCCGUAUCCUUUAGUCGUGUUAAUAAAAAGUACCAAUAUCACGUAAUUAGUUUCCAAUUUGAAUUAACAUUAAACAUGAUAAAAGUAGGGUAGCGCCGCGCUUUUCACUACCAACGCGCAUUGUAGGUUUUUUAGUUUUUAGUCAACGAUUGGCGCGGUAUCUUUGUAAAAAAAAAACCAUAUAGCAUUAAUAAACAAGAUAAAAAUAAGUUAUGGUAUUAUCUGUAAAACA
Messenger RNA from Bactrocera oleae (olive fruit fly), 1463 nucleotides. RefSeq names its product ADP ribosylation factor-like 1 (gene Arl1). Gene Ontology annotation, molecular function: GTPase activity; GTP binding. The record is from RefSeq and is a predicted model, not a curated record. Gene Ontology annotation, biological process: vesicle-mediated transport; intracellular protein transport. Lineage: Eukaryota; Metazoa; Arthropoda; Insecta; Diptera; Tephritidae. Gene Ontology annotation, cellular component: Golgi apparatus; cytoplasm.